This is a messenger RNA of Aspergillus ruber CBS 135680, 507 nucleotides long. RefSeq lists its product as uncharacterized. The transcript is spliced from 3 exons. The record is from RefSeq and is a predicted model, not a curated record. Bases 1 to 507 code for a protein of 168 amino acids. NCBI's taxonomy places the organism in Eukaryota, Fungi, Ascomycota, Eurotiomycetes, Eurotiales, Aspergillaceae.
AUGCUCAGCAGAAUCAACGCCCACUUGCUUACCGGUGCCAAUCUAUACACGCGCGGCCUCCUCCGGGUAUACGAUGCUACCAUCCACACCAUCAAUGGCAACUACUUGUGGAAAUUUUCGACAAAGUCCGUAUUAAUUCCAUUUUUCCAUGCCAACUCAAGUCCCAGACAUAUGGACGUGGGCGUGGGUGCAGGAUAUUCUCCAUAUAACCGUCAUAAGCAGGACAAUUCGUUAACUCUACCCGGUGUCGAACACAGACAAUUCGAUUCUAUAUCUCUCAUGUACGUAUUUCAUUGUCUUCCCUGCUCGCCUAUAGAGAAAGGCCGAAUCUUCACCAACUUGAAAUCGUAUUUAUCGAGUCAAGGCACGCUCUCUGGCGCUACUAUAUUAGGGUGCGGUACGAGCCAGCAUUGGCUAAGUCGGUUAUAUAUAAAGUUGUAUAACUGGGCUUGUGUGUUUCAUAACAAGGACAGAAAGAGUUCGAGGAGGUUUGGUACCAUGUUGUAG